CGGGAACAAGAGAGGAGUCCCAGAAAGAGAGGGCAGGAGGGAGAGAAGAGAGGCAGAAGGAAAGUGAGCGAGAAAGAAAGGGUUCCGGAUUGGAGGGGAGAGCGAGGGAGGGAGGAAGGCGGCCAGGGAGGCGAAGGGGGGGGGCCUCGGGAGGGUGGAAGGAGGGAGGAGAAGGGCGGGGCACGGAGGCCCGAGCGAGGGACGAGACUCCGACUCCAGCUCUGACUUUUUUCGCAGCUCUCGGCUUCCACUGCAGCCAUGUCGCUCCUCUUGCUGGUGGUCUCGGCCCUUCACAUCCUCAUUCUCAUCCUGCUUUUCGUGGCCACCUUGGACAAGUCCUGGUGGAUUCUCCCUGGGAAAGAGUCCCUGAAUCUCUGGUAUGACUGCACGUUGAACAAUGAGACCAAAACAUGGGCCUGCAGUAACGUCAGCGAGAAUGGCUGGCUGAAGGCGGUGCAGGUCCUCAUGGUGCUCUCCCUCAUCCUCUGCUGUCUGUCCUUCAUCCUGUUCAUGUUCCAGCUCUACACCAUGCGACGAGGAGGCCUCUUCUAUGCCACUGGCCUCUGCCAGCUUUGCACCAGCGUGGCGGUGUUUACCGGGGCCCUGAUCUACGCCAUUCACGUCGAGGAGAUCCUGGCGAAGCACCCGCGAGGGGGCAGCUUCGGUUACUGCUUCGCCCUGGCCUGGGUGGCCUUCCCCCUCGCCCUGGUCAGCGGGAUCAUCUACAUCCACCUGCGGAAGCGGGAGUGAGCGCCCCGCCUCGCCGGGCAUCCCCUACCGGCUCCUGGCCCCACGCCGCGCGCCCUCCAGAAAAAUAAAACUGUUUGACCGCGGG
Molecule: messenger RNA, 835 nt
Organism: Saimiri boliviensis boliviensis (Bolivian squirrel monkey)
Lineage: Eukaryota; Metazoa; Chordata; Mammalia; Primates; Cebidae
Gene: EMP3
Product: epithelial membrane protein 3 (MAM blood group)
Cellular component (GO): plasma membrane
Source: RefSeq, a predicted model, not a curated record